Marmota monax (woodchuck) is the source of this 1083-nucleotide messenger RNA. It is a transcript of the gene Rpl5, whose product is annotated as ribosomal protein L5. Gene Ontology annotation, molecular function: 5S rRNA binding; structural constituent of ribosome. Gene Ontology annotation, biological process: translation; ribosomal large subunit assembly. The transcript is spliced from 8 exons. The record is from RefSeq and is a predicted model, not a curated record. Gene Ontology annotation, cellular component: cytosolic large ribosomal subunit; ribosome. NCBI's taxonomy places the organism in Eukaryota, Metazoa, Chordata, Mammalia, Rodentia, Sciuridae. Bases 123 to 1016 code for a protein of 297 amino acids.
CACGCGUAAUCAUCAGCGCUACAUACUGCGCUUGCGCAGGAGCUUCGGCCUUUUCUCCCCUGUAGCGUUGUUGGGCCUGCAGGUCUGUGUGGAUCCGCGGACCUGGGUCUCUGUUCCGCAGGAUGGGGUUUGUUAAAGUUGUGAAGAAUAAGGCCUACUUUAAGAGAUACCAAGUGAAAUUUAGAAGACGACGAGAGGGCAAAACUGAUUACUAUGCUCGGAAACGCUUGGUGAUCCAGGACAAAAAUAAGUACAACACACCCAAAUACAGGAUGAUAGUUCGUGUAACUAACAGAGAUAUCAUUUGCCAGAUUGCUUAUGCCCGUAUAGAAGGGGAUAUGAUAGUCUGCGCGGCAUAUGCACAUGAACUACCAAAAUAUGGUGUGAAAGUUGGCCUAACAAAUUAUGCUGCAGCAUAUUGUACAGGCCUGCUGCUGGCCCGCAGGCUUCUCAAUAGGUUUGGUAUGGACAAGAUUUAUGAAGGCCAAGUGGAGGUGACUGGAGAUGAAUACAAUGUGGAAAGCAUUGAUGGUCAACCUGGUGCCUUCACCUGCUAUUUGGAUGCAGGCCUUGCUAGAACUACAACUGGCAAUAAAGUUUUUGGGGCCCUGAAGGGAGCUGUGGAUGGAGGCUUGUCUAUCCCCCAUAGUACCAAACGAUUCCCUGGUUAUGAUUCUGAAAGCAAGGAGUUCAAUGCAGAAGUACAUCGGAAGCACAUUAUGGGUCAGAAUGUUGCAGAUUACAUGCGCUAUCUAAUGGAAGAAGAUGAAGAUGCUUACAAGAAACAGUUUUCUCAGUAUAUAAAGAACAACGUUACCCCUGACAUGAUGGAGGAAAUGUAUAAGAAAGCUCAUUCUGCUAUACGAGAGAAUCCAGUCUAUGAGAAAAAGCCCAAGAGAGAAGUUAAAAAGAAGAGGUGGAACCGUCCUAAAAUGUCCCUUGCCCAGAAGAAAGAUCGGGUAGCUCAAAAGAAGGCAAGCUUCCUCAGAGCUCAGGAACGGGCUGCUGAGAGCUAAACCAAACAACAGUUUUUCUAUGAAGUUUUUUCAGAUACAGAUAAUAAACUUAUUGAACCAGCAGUUA